AUGGGAGGCUGCAUUGCCACACCUGCAAAAGCAGGUGCCUUCAAGAGGCGCAAUGACUCCUCCAACCCCGUACCCGAAUACCGCCCCGACCCGUCUCGCGUGUCUAGGCUCAUUUCGGUCCUCCGCAACCCCGCCGACGGUGACAUUCUCCACAAAUACCGGUUCGGGAAAGAGCUAGGCCGGGGCGAGUUUGGCAUCACCCGCAAGUGCUUUGACCUUCAGACGGGCGAGGCCUUGGCGUGCAAGACCAUACCCAAGAGCAAGCUCCGGACGGAGAUCGACCUUGAGGAUGUGCGGCGCGAGGUCGACAUCAUGCGCCAUUUGCCGAAGCAUCCCAAUAUUGUGCGCUUCAAGGAGGCUUAUGAGGACAAGGAGGCUGUUUAUCUUGUCAUGGAGCUCUGCCAGGGUGGUGAGCUCUUCGAUAGGAUUGUCGCGCGCGGGCAUUACACGGAGCGCGCAGCUGCUACCGUUACCAAGACCAUUAUCGAGGUUUGCAAGGUAUGCCAUGAGCAGGGAGUCAUACAUAGGGAUCUCAAACCUGAGAAUUUCUUAUUCACAGAUGCAAGUGAGACUGCUCAGCUAAAGGCAAUUGAUUUUGGCCUCUCAAUAUUCUAUGAGCCUGGUCAGCGAUUCAGUGAAAUUGUUGGGAGUCCAUAUUACAUGGCUCCAGAGGUCCUAAGACGAAAUUAUGGACCAGAAGUUGAUGUAUGGAGUGCAGGUGUUAUCCUUUAUAUCUUGCUCUGUGGAGUUCCCCCUUUUUGGGCAGAAACUGAGGAAGGAAUUGCACAGGCAAUUAUUCGGGGUAAGGUGGAUCUUGAGAGGGAUCCUUGGCCAAAGGUUUCUGAGGAAGCAAAGGAUCUAGUGAAGUGUAUGCUUGAUCCAAAUCCUUACAGCCGUAUGACAGUCCAAGAAGUCCUUGAAAAUAGUUGGAUAAAAAAUACAAAUCAUGUUCGUAAUGUUUCUUUGGGAGAAGAUGUCAGAAUAAGGAUAAAGCAGUUCUCCUUGAUGAAUAAAUUCAAGAAGAAAGUUCUUAGAGUGGUAGCAGAGAACUUGCCAGAUGAGCAAAUAUUUGGAAUAAAACAGACGUUUGAUAUGAUGGACACAGACAAAAAUGGAAAUUUGUCAUUCGAGGAGCUCAAAGAGGGCCUCCAUAUGAUUGGGCACCCUGUUGCUGAUCCUGAUGUGCAGUUGUUAAUGAAUGCUGCGGAUGUUGAUGGAAGUGGCACACUAGACUGUGAGGAAUUUGUUACGAUGUCUGUUCACCUCAAAGAGAUUGACAGCGAUGAAGUUCUGUCUCAAGCUUUUAGUGUGUUUGACAAGAACCGAAACGGGUACAUCGAGUUUGAUGAGUUGAGAGAGACUUUGGUGGAUGACAGCGUUGGUUCUAACAAUGAUCAGAUCAUCAAAGACAUCAUAUUUGAUGCUGACUUGGAUAAGGACGGUAGAAUCAGCUAUAAUGAGUUCAAGGCAAUGAUGAAGACAGGCAUGGGUUGGAAAAUGGCUUCUCGCCAAUAUUCUAGAGCACUCUUAAAUGCGCUAAGCCUCAAAUUGUUCAACGACAAAUCUAUGGAACUAAAAUUUGACUAAUUAUAUGUUGUCCCUUUCUCCCCCCAUAAACACAAAUGGAAAACGGAAACAUAAUCUCAAAUAUUCCUACCUACCUACCUCACUCCUGUUUUCCUAUUUAUUUGACUUGGUUUUGAGGAAAUAUU
Molecule: messenger RNA, 1712 nt
Organism: Alnus glutinosa
Lineage: Eukaryota; Viridiplantae; Streptophyta; Magnoliopsida; Fagales; Betulaceae
Product: calcium-dependent protein kinase 24
Exons: 8
Coding region: 1-1587 (528 amino acids)
Biological process (GO): protein autophosphorylation; intracellular signal transduction; peptidyl-serine phosphorylation
Cellular component (GO): cytoplasm; nucleus
Molecular function (GO): calcium-dependent protein serine/threonine kinase activity; calcium ion binding; calmodulin binding
Source: RefSeq, a predicted model, not a curated record